CUUUGAUCAACAGCAGAGUGAGUUUUCAGUUUGCUUUCAGUUUGUCCAGAGAAACUAUUUUGGAAAGUUAUAAAGAAAUCAUUUAGCAAAGACUUGGUGAUUUUAUAUCGAGGAAGAUGGAGCUUUUUGCUGUGUUUUUGUUCCUCCUUUGUGCCUCUCAGGAUUCUUUGGCUGUGACAGUGGAGGUUCAGGAGGGAGAACCGUCUGUCGUUCUGCCCUGCCACAUCAGCAAGAGAUUAGAAGAGAUUGUUACAGUGAAAUGGAGCCGCUUUGAUCUCAAUCCCAAUAAUGUCCAUCAACAGCGAGAAGCUGACGACCUACAUGGACAAAAUCAGGUUUUCAGAGGAAGAACUUCAAUGAUGCCUGAUGCUCUGGACUCUGGUGACUUCAGCCUCACUCUGAGAAAGCCUCAACUUUUAGACAGCGGCAUCUACAUCUGCAGCAUGACUGAGAAUCAAGAGGAAACAGCUCUGUCUGGUGUUCAGCUGGAUGUCAAAGCCUCUCAGGAUUCUUUAGAUGUGUCUCUGGAUGUUUAUCAGGGGGAUUCAACUGUUGUUCUGCCCUGCCAGAACAGCCAAUCAUCAGAAGGGAUUCUCACAGUGAAAUGGAGUCGCUUUGACCUCAACCCCAACACUGUCCAUCUACGGCGAGAAGGAGACGACCUACAAGCUCAAAAUGGACUUUUCAGUGGACGAACAUCAAUGAGGUCUGAUGCUGUAGAUGUUGGUGAUUUCAGUCUCACUCUGAGAGAACCUCAACUUUUAGACAGCGGUGUCUACAUCUGCAGUAUUCAUCAGGAGACAGAAGGAAAAAUGCUGUCAGGUAUUCGGCUGAAUGUCAAAGAGAUUUUUCCAACUUGGGCCAGAAUUUUCCUGGUUCUGUUGGUUCUACUUCUUGUUUCUGGAGGCCUUUUAUUUCAUUUCCGACAUUAUUUAAUAUCAGUCUACAGGGUGGAGGUGGAUUCAGGAGAGGAGUCUGUUCUGCUGCCAUUUAAAACUGCAGCCUGUCUGCCUAAAAAAGUCAUUGUGAAGUGGAGACACAACAAUGGCAGGAUGGUCCAUGCAUGUUACAGGAAGGUCUUUAUGUGUUCUGUAGAUUUUAAGAACUGGUCUGUUCAACACGAUCAAUAUAAAGACAGAACAAAGAUUGUGAAAGAAGGUAAAUUUGGAGACUUCAGUUUGAUCCUGAAGAAUCCAACAGACAGAGACACAGGAACCUACAGCUGCACCGUUUACGAUUACUGGUCAGAAAAAAUCCUGACCAUGAAACAGGUGCUGCUUGAUGUCAAAGCUGGACCUGACUCUCUCAUCAUAGCCAUAGACUUUGGUUCAGGAUUCAGUGGCUACGCCUUCAAUGUUAAACCCAGAGAGGAAGGAGGUGAGACCCAGAUAAAAAGAUGGAGUAAUGGACUUGGACUAGACACCCCAAAGACUCCAACCUGCAUCCUGUUUGAUGAACAUGAAGAAUUUAUGAAGUUUGGUUAUGAAGCUAAAACAGCAUUUACCAAUAUGAGAGGAGAAGCUGAGAAACAUUAUUUCUUUAAAAACUUCAAGUGGGAUGUCCUUAACAUGAGAUACUGGAGGAAGAUAAUCUCCACAGACAACAGGAAGUCAAUGUCGACCCUGGAGGUUUUUACAGAAGUUCUGAGAUUCCUGAAGGACGAUGCUCUGAAAACCAUCAGAUCUCAUCCAGAAAGUGGAAAGUUCACAGCUGAUGACUUCACCUGGGUGCUGACUGUUCCUGAACUCUUAAAGGAUUUUUGUAAAAAGUCCAUAAUAGAAGCUGCAACUCUGGCUGGUCUUGUAACAGACGACACUAAAGACAAACUGAUGUUUGUUUUGGAGUCAGAAGCAGCUUUGACCUGGUGUUUGAAGCUUCAAUCUGAUGGUUUCAUCAAACAGAACCACAGCAGAGACUCACAGGAUCAACCUGCAGGAGCAGCAGAACCUGAUACCAGCUGUAACGAUCCAGCAAGAAGUCAGGAGGCCGUACAGUUUACUGUGAAACCAGAAGAAACCAAAGUUCUGCUGGAGACCCAAAGAGACGGGAAACGGUACCUUGUUGUCGACUGUGGAGAUCCAGCAGGAAGUCAGGAGGCCGUACAGUUUACUGUGGAACCAGAAGAAACCAAAGUUCUGCUGGAGACCCAAAGAGACGGGAAACGGUACCUUGGGGUCGACUGUGGAGAUCCAGCAGGAAGUCAGGAGGCCGUACAGUUUACUGUGGAACCAGAAGAAGCCAAAGUUCUGCUGGAGACCCAAAGAGACGGGAAACGGUACCUUGUUGUCGACUGUGGAGAUGAAAAUAUUCACUUCACUGUUGAUGAAGUCCUGGAAGGAGGAGCCACGAAGAAGCUGCACAACGACUCUAAGGACAAUCUGGGAGGAAAACAUGUGGACAGAAAAUUCAAAGAGUCCCUGAGAGAAAUUUUCUCUAAUGAAGUCUGGAAUGUAUAUGAGGAAAAAUUCCCCAAUGAGGUUCAGAAGAUGAUGUAUGAUUUUAAUCGUCUCAAACAUUUAGGUGAAGAUGUUCAAAUCAGUUGCCCUUGUAACCUGGUCAUGUUGGCUCAGAAAAAGAAAAAGAAAGAGAUUAAAACGUUCUUUGGUUCAGUGGAAGGAGCUUCCUGGGAUGAUGGAUCUAUCAGAAUCUCCCGAGAAAAACUCAAAUCAUUCUAUGAUGAGAGUCUGCAGGAAAUCACCAAGAGACUAGGGGAAAUAUUAGACAAAAAUCUCAACAUUGGGUUUAUUGUGUUAGUGGGAGGAUUUGCUGAGAGCCAGAUUCUACGUCAGCACAUCACUGAUCAGUUUGAACCUCAGUAUAAAGUCCUGUGUCCUCUUAGACCCCAGGAAGCGAUCCUGAAAGGAGCCGUAGAGUUGGGGAGAAACCCAAAGUUGGUGGAGUCUAAGAGAAAACAUCCAGCUUGGUUCAAAUGUUUAUCAUGAGAUUUAAUUCUCCUGUUUUUUGUUCUGAAUAAUCCAGACAAUGUGUAUAGUUUGUUUUCUGUAUGUUUGUAAAACGUUUUCCAUGGUCCAUCUUUUUCAGUUUAGAACCAGAAACCAAUAAAUCAGUCUUGAAUUUGUAAACUGAAUUAAAAAUAAAAGUUAUUUUUUAUUUAA
This is a messenger RNA of Xiphophorus maculatus (southern platyfish), 3116 nucleotides long. Its product is annotated as heat shock 70 kDa protein 12A-like. NCBI's taxonomy places the organism in Eukaryota, Metazoa, Chordata, Actinopteri, Cyprinodontiformes, Poeciliidae. The record is from RefSeq and is a predicted model, not a curated record. The transcript is spliced from 12 exons. Bases 117 to 2942 code for a protein of 941 amino acids.